Molecule: messenger RNA, 1938 nt
Organism: Gracilinanus agilis (Agile Gracile Mouse Opossum)
Lineage: Eukaryota; Metazoa; Chordata; Mammalia; Didelphimorphia; Didelphidae
Gene: XPNPEP3
Product: X-prolyl aminopeptidase 3
Exons: 10
Coding region: 68-1591 (507 amino acids)
Cellular component (GO): mitochondrion
Molecular function (GO): manganese ion binding; metalloaminopeptidase activity
Source: RefSeq, a predicted model, not a curated record
CGGCGCCUUCCUACCUGCUCGCGGUAGUGGCUCCUCGCCCGGACGCGUGAGGGGCUGACUGGCGGCCAUGCCUUGGCUGCUCUCGGCCCCCCGGCUCGGGCCCUUCGCCCGGAGCGCCCGCGGCCUCGCAGGGUGCACAUCUUGUUUAAAGAGGAGGUUCUCCCUCCAGCCCAUCCCACAGAGGAAGAUGCCCAGCCGCUACCUAGGCCAACCCAGCCCCUUUACACACCCACACCUUCUCAGACCAGGCGAGGUGACUCCAGGACUGUCCCAAGUGGAAUAUGCCCUCCGAAGGCACAAACUAAUGGCUUUGAUCCAGAAAGAAGCCCAAGGCAAGGGGGGGACUGACCAAGCAGUGAUAUUGCUCUCCAAUCCCACAUUCUACAUGAGCAAUGACAUCCCCUACACGUUCCACCAGGACAACAACUUCCUGUAUCUUUGUGGAUUCCAGGAGCCCGACAGCAUUCUGGUCCUUCAGAGCCUCCCUGACAAGGAGCUCCCAGCUCACAAGGCUGUGCUCUUUGUCCCUCGGAGGGAUCCCAGCCGAGAGCUCUGGGAUGGGCCUCGGUCAGGGGCUGAUGGAGCAGUGGCUCUCACUGGUGUGGAUGAAGCCUUCCCUUUGGAGGAGUUCAAGCAUCUGGUCCCCAAACUGAAAGGGGAGACAAGUACAGUAUGGUAUGACUGGAAUAAGCCCUCGCACGCACAGCUGCAUUCUGACUACAUGCACCCUCUAACUGAGGCCAAAGCCAGGAGCAAGAACCGGGUGAGGACUGUCCAGCACCUGGUGCAGCGCCUCAGGCUUAUCAAAUCCCCUGCUGAGAUAGCUCUCCUGCAGGGGGCUGGCCGGCUCACAUCACAGGCUUUCAUAGAGACCAUGUUUGCUAGCAAAGCCCCCAUGGAUGAAGCAUUUCUUUAUGCAAAGUUUGAAUUUGAGUGCCGAGCUCGGGGUGCAGACAUCUUGGCCUACCCUCCCGUGGUCGCUGGUGGCAACCGGUCUAACACUUUGCACUACGUAAAGAACAACCAAAUUAUUAAGGAUGGUGAGAUGGUGCUGCUGGAUGGAGGCUGUGAAUUUUCUGGCUAUGUGAGUGACAUUACCCGAACGUGGCCUGUCAACGGAAGGUUCUCUGCAGCCCAGGCAGAACUCUAUGAAGCUGUGUUGGACAUCCAGAAGGCAUGUCUGGCACUCUGCUGCCCUGGAACAAGCCUGGAGAACAUCUACAGUCUCAUGCUGAGUCUGAUAGGACAAAAGCUCCAGGAGCUCAGGGUGCUGACGAGACUUAGAGCCGACAACAUCUUUAAGGCUGCUCGGAAAUACUGCCCCCAUCAUGUGGGUCAUUACCUUGGCAUGGAUGUCCAUGACACCCCAGACAUGUCACGUUCACUCCCUCUCCAGCCAGGAAUGGUGGUCACAAUCGAGCCAGGCAUCUAUGUUCCCGAGGAUGACUGUGAUGCCUGUGAGAGGUUCCGAGGCCUCGGCGUGCGCAUUGAGGAUGACGUGCUGGUGACCCAGGACUCGCCACUCAUCCUGUCUGCAGAUUGCCCUAAAGAGCUGCGCCAUAUUGAGCAGAUCUGCAACCGGGGCUCCUGACCCACAACCCUGAGCCCCAUAUCCAUGCACACCCACCUCCAGGGUCCUCCAUGUAUACGGCCUCGUAUAUGCUUGUCUCGGGGUGGACACGCGUGUACACAUCCGCAUAUAUACAGGUGACAGACUUCCUUGCUCAGGAGUUGGGGACAAGGUCUCAGCCGGACAUUGUCUCUAUUCUUGGGAAGCCCGAGGAGGGAACUCUCUGGCUCUUAGUGACCACAGCUCUUGACAAAGGAGGACCUGUAUACACACGUUCAGUGUCGUGGGCAAGUGCAAGUUUUUGAUAUAAAGGGUAGGGAGGUGCACCUCUCUCCUUGGCUUUAAUUAAUAAAUCGUUUUAAAAAGCA